Molecule: messenger RNA, 186 nt
Organism: Melampsora larici-populina 98AG31
Lineage: Eukaryota; Fungi; Basidiomycota; Pucciniomycetes; Pucciniales; Melampsoraceae
Exons: 3
Coding region: 1-186 (61 amino acids)
Source: RefSeq, a predicted model, not a curated record
AUGGCGGCCAAAAAUUAUUCCAAGAUUGAGGAUGAAGUGGCUCGAGAUGUCAGGUAUCUUGAUUCACGGGUCGUGUUGCUAAUUCAAAAUCAAAUGGCCUUGGAUGCGAGGGAAGAAGUUCAGCAGCAUCUCGAAGAAGCAGACAAAUGUGAGGGACUUGAUCUAGAUGACAGAGGGACCCAGUGA